Messenger RNA from Gymnodraco acuticeps, 4977 nucleotides. It is a transcript of the gene snap91a, whose product is annotated as synaptosome associated protein 91a. The transcript is spliced from 30 exons. Gene Ontology annotation, cellular component: synaptic vesicle; clathrin-coated pit; extrinsic component of presynaptic endocytic zone membrane. Gene Ontology annotation, molecular function: 1-phosphatidylinositol binding; SNARE binding; phosphatidylinositol-4,5-bisphosphate binding. Lineage: Eukaryota; Metazoa; Chordata; Actinopteri; Perciformes; Bathydraconidae. The record is from RefSeq and is a predicted model, not a curated record. The coding region runs from base 414 to 3299 and encodes 961 amino acids. Gene Ontology annotation, biological process: synaptic vesicle budding from presynaptic endocytic zone membrane; clathrin-dependent endocytosis; clathrin coat assembly.
AGAUAAAUUAAUAAUUAAAUAAACUGGAGGAUGCACAUCCACUCGGAAUACCGCCAUCCAACUACCCGGGCUUAAAGCGCACAUCGCCGGGGCUUGCAGGCUGACGGUGGGCCGCAGCAGAGAGGAAGCACGGGAGGAGGAGACGGGAAAACAGCUGCACUGGAUGCUGGGGGGAUGAUGAUGAUGAUGCCAUCCAGGACCUGAUGUUCUCCUACACACCCCGCUGAAACACAAGGACUGUCGGGCUGCUGGUGGAGAGGAUUAUCCAGGAGGCUGGAGGAAGGAAGCAGGGAGGAGGGGAGGCAGCGACUCGCAUCAUCCGGAGGGGAGCGUUGUGUCAGGCCGACAAAUAACGCGGAACAGACCGUAGUGGCCGCUCUAUAGUCUAGGUUCGGACUCCACGGACAGAGAAGAUGUCGGGGCAGACUCUGACGGACCGCAUCGCCGCGGCGCAGGCCGGCCUGACCGGAUCCGAGGUGGCCCGGGCCGUGUGUAAAGCCACCACACAUGAACAGACAGCUCCAAAGAAGAAGCACCUGGAAUACCUGAUCCAGGCCACCCAGGACACCAAUGUGAACAUCCCCUCGUUGGCCGACACGCUGCUGGAGAGGGUCGGCAACGCCAGCUGGGUGGUGGUCUACAAAGCCCUGAUCACCACACACCACCUCAUGGUGCAUGGCAAUGAGAAAUUAAUGCAGUUCCUGGCAUCUAGAAACACCUUGUUCAACCUCAGCAACUUCCUGGACAAAACUGGCUCCCAUGGCUACGACAUGUCCACGUUCAUCAGACGCUACAGCCGCUAUCUGAACACAAAGGCCUUCGCCUACAGACAGAUGUCUUUUGACUUUGUCCGAGUCAAGAAAGGAGCUGAGGGAGUGAUGAGGACCAUGGCGGUGGAGAAGCUGUUGAAAGGAAUGCCCACCCUCCAGAGCCAGAUCGACGCACUGCUGGAUUUUGAAGUGCAUGCCCCAGAACUGAACAACGGGGUGAUAAACGCCUGCUUUCUCCUGCUCUUCAAAGAUCUGAUCAAGUUAUAUGCCUGCUACAAUGACGGCAUUAUAAACCUGCUAGAAAAAUUCUUCCAGAUGAAGAGAAGCCAGUGCAAAGACGGGCUGGAGAUCUACAAAAGAUUUCUGGCACGAAUGAUCCGGGUUUCAGAAUUCUUCAAAAUUGCUGAGGAAGUGGGAAUAGACAAAAAUGACAUACCUGAACUCACUCAGGCCCCACAUAGUCUUCUGGAGUCCCUGGAGACCCACCUCGACACACUGGAGGGAAAGAAGCCAGAGGAUAAAUCGCCCACCAAGGAGGCUCCAGCCAACAACAGCGUGCCCCCUGUGCCCCCCGCCGCUGCUGCUGCUGUUGCUCCAGCCAGGCGCAACGCUCCAACUCCUGGAGGGGGCCCUCCUGCUCGCCCCGGGCCUCCUGUCAAACCUCCUCCACCCACUAUCACCCCCACCCCUCCAGCCCCAACCACCAUUACUACCAGCAAUGAUCUUGAUUGCUUCUUGUUGGAUCUCGACCCAAUGGCCUCCUCCUCAACAAAGGGAGCCACUUCCUCCAUGACUGGAUGGGGAGAUCUCUUGGCUGAGGCAACUCUGGCUGCCGCUGAUGAAGCCUCUGAAGCUCUCCUAGAGGAGGAAGAGUCAGCUGAAGUGGCUGUUGCAGUAGCUGCUGCUCCUGUAAGACCCGCACCUCCCUCCGCUGCAGCUACUCUUGCCGCUGCUGCUGCUGCAGCCGUCCCGGCCCCCGCCUCACUGCCAGCUUCAGCUCCCACCACAGCCGUAGAGAUGGACUUUUUCGGAGAUGCGUUUGCACCCUCCCCAGGAGACGGUCCUGCUGCUGUGGCCGCGGGCCCCGCUGCUGAUGCUUUUGGUGGAUCUGACCCCUUCGCUACGACAGAGGGGAGUGCAGACAUUGCUCCAGAGAUGGACCUGUUCGCCAUGAGGCCCACUGAAAAGGGGGCCAUCAUCACUCCCUCCUCUAGUGAGGCGCCGACCAUCGUCGUCCCCAUCGUCGUCCCCAUCGUCGUCCCCAUCGUCGUCCCCAUCGCUGCCCCUGCUACCCCCACCCUUUCUUCCGACACCACCACCACAGAGUCUGCAGCCGCUCCGACUCUAGAUAUCUUUGGUGAUAUGUUUGAUUCAAUGCCUGAGCAAAGCCCUACCACAGAAUCCAAAGCUGCUACCACUCCUAGCGUAGACCUUUUUGGUGCAGACCUUCCUGCUGUUUCACGCGGGCCCUCUCCUUUGCCCGAGCCGGUUCUUUCUGGAGACAUUGUGACCGACUCAUAUUCAUCCCCAGAACCUUCUGAGGCUGCUUCUGCUCCUUCUUCAGCCUCUGCUUCAGCUCCUGCUUCUGCUCCUGCUCCUGCAGCAGCUUCUAGCCCAGAGGCCUCCUCUCCACCCAAAGCAGAGCCAGCACCUGUCAUUGACCUUCUGGACUCCUUUGCCAGUCCCGUGGACGAGACGAAGAGCUCUGCUCCUGGAGGGCCUGGAGAUGAUCUGCUGGGAGGCCUGAUGUCCCUCACCCUGGCUCCCACUGCUGCCCCAGCUCUAGCUCCAGCCUUGGCUCCAGCUCCUGCUCCGGUUCCGGUGCAGAACGACCUCCUGGAGUCGGGCUUUGAUGCUCUUGGCUCCCUAACGUCUCCGACACCGCCUGCCCAUGCUGCAGUACCGAUACUAGCAGCAACCACCACACCAGUGCCCUCUGGUGGCUUUGACGCAUCAAUGUUUGGUGGAUUAGGCGACUUGCUGAUGCCCGCCAUUACGCCCCAGAGCACCGGGGGGAGCACUGCUGGAAGCACAGCAGGAAGCAUGGGAACUCCAGUUGCAAUGGGAGGCAUUGCAGCCGCCCCCCCUCUUUCUAAAACUGUUGGAGGAGACCUGGACUCCUCAUUGGCCAACCUUAUUGGAGACCUUGGAGUAAAGAAGAAGGACCCACAGAGUGAGAAGAAGCUGACAGGAGGAGCCAACUGGAUGCCACAUGUAGCUCCCACAAGCUGGGGUACACCAGGAGCCCCCAUGGGAGGUACCGCCCCCGGAGGUCCCGGGGCUCCAGGAGCCUCCAUGGUCCCACCAAUGAGCGCACAGCCUGGCUUUGGCAUGGCUCCUGCAGGAGGGCCUGGCGCUCCCAUGAUGCAGCCGAUGAUGGGGCAGCCUAUGAUGGGACAGCCUAUGAUGAGACCUCCCUAUGCUGGGGGGGCGGGAGCUGCACCAGGAGCACCGAUUCCACUUGUAAGCCAGAGUCCCAAAAAGCCCAAGGACCCUUUGGCAGAUCUCGACCUCAAAGACUUCUUAUAACACCCCAGCUGCUUUCUUCUCUGGAGCAGGGCCCUCUCAACUUUUACCUGGUGUCUGUCAACAUCUCAGGAUGUUCAGCUACUCAACCUUAUAAGAGCCUCUUUUCUCCACCCCAACCAUCUCCACCCCACCCUUUUCCUGUGUGAUGUUGUAGCACAAACUGUGAAAGUGAACCAUAGCUGAUUAUAUAUAUAUAUGAGAAAAAAAAUACAAGCGUGUGAUUAUGUAGAUGUUCUUAUCUUUUGUCUAAACAAAAUCACUCAAAACCCUGACAAAAAAAAGUCCACAAAAGUGAGUGAAAGAAAGUGAAGGCGUAUGUGUUUGAAUUUCUUUCUGGUGUUGAGUUGAAUGCUGGAUGUGCUUUGGUGUCCUAAGCCCCUCCCACCACCCCAUAUGUGUCCCAGCCUCAUUAUAAAGGGGGAGGAGCUCUUCUUUGUCCCCCUCUGAUUGGAUGAGAGUGACGAACAAAGCCCCGAUAGAUUUUUCGGAGAAACAUGUUGUGUGUUGUUUACAGAAAAUUCCUCGCUGAUGUACAUAGAUCUCUCUGGCGAGGAUUACGUCUCUAUUCUGUACGUCUGUUGAAGAGAAAUAUAAAUGUGAUUCUGACAUGAAAUUGUAAGUCGUGUGAGUAACCUUAUAUUUCCUGUCAUCUUUUGAAAGUAUUUGGAAACAAAUACCUCUAUAUGAUUAAUAUACUGUAUAUUAAGACAACUUAUAUGGGCUUCUGAAUCAUACCAGACCAAGUGAUCCUUUCUGUGGGUUUCGUUUUUUUUACUCGUGGCUUAUUUUUCUAUGUUUAUUUAUUUGUCUUCUUGUCUAAUGUUAUUUAUAUGAUCUGUUUCUGUUAGAAUAAUUCUCCAUACAACAUAUUGUUCUUGCAUUACUAUUAAUGAACAUAUCUUACAAUUUACUUUCAGAGAAAAUGCUUUAGUACUUCGUCACAGACUCAAAUAACUACAAUCUUUUCCUGCGGUUUGACACUACCUAUCUGGAUAUAUCUGUUGCCGGUGCUUUCAUUAUAACUAUGACCAGAUCAGUAUGAUUAUUGUUGUAUUUAAUGUAAGAUGAUCCAAUGCCAUACCCAACUCUGGAACCGUGAGGAUUUUCUUUCGAAUCAAAGUUCUGUUUACAGUCAUUGUUUCUCACCAAAUUGGCUUUUGGACCUAACAGAUGUGAUGAAUGAACAAACUUACACCUGACGUGUUUGAAAACGGCGUUCAAUAAUGUCACAAUCUUCUAGAAUUUGCAAAAAUUAGACUGAACAUUAUUAACGUCCAAGUUGUUUUAUUCAAUCACUUCUGACCGUUGGCCCAUUUUCAAUUAAAACAGUUGAUAGUGUUAGUCACAACACAAGCGUGAUGUGGAAAUCUACAGAUCUGUUCAGCCAUUAGUAUCAUAAAACAAGCCCCUCUUUCCUUUUACCCUCUUACAAUGUAGUUGAUAUGGACAGCUGUAAACCAGUCCGAUGUAAUGCUUACUCUGUGUGUUGUCUUUUCAGUGGACGAAUAAGCAAUUGGUUGUGAGCAUCUGAUAUGAUUCAGAGAAAAUAACGGAAGAUUAACAUUUUUCAUGAAAUUGUAUUUUUGUUCAGUUGUACAUUUAUUUUAUUUACUAUGGCCCACCCCAGUGCAUGUAAGCCUUUUGAGGUGCAAUAAAUUCAAUGAUGGAUUGAACUGCC